AGCUCCGCCGUAAGUCGUGAAUAGAGUUGUAGGAUUUGGUCGAUCCUGUAUUUUAAACUUUCUUCAAUUUAUUUUCUGUCCACAAUAGACAAUUUGUCGCAACGCCGCUGCCCGCCGCCGCCGCCGCCGUAUAUACGUAGUGGAGUCUUUGUAAAAAUGGAUUUCAAAAUGCAUGAAUAUACUCAUGCUGUGGUUGGCAAAGUGACACCACCUUUGCGAAUUACUGACAAGGCAGAUUUCAACGACGCACGACGCCAACACGAUUGUUACUUGAGACUUCUCAGGGAGUUAAAUGUAGACGUGGUGGAGUUGGACUUGGGUGGCACCUUUCCCGGCAACGUUGUUCUUGAAGAUAUAGCGAUCAUCUGUCACGGCAUAGCGCUCCUACCAAAACCUGUGGCUAGUGGGGACGAGUACAAAUUGAAGAAAAUUAGGGAGGUGCUAAAGAGCCUUGGUCAAACAAUAAUUGAUGUGACAGACCCUGAUGCCAAGAUUGUAGGAUCAGAUGUGUUUUUUACUGGACGCGAGUUCUUCGUAGGUAUAUCAGAGACUAGUAAUGAAGCUGGAGCUAGUGCAGUGGCCGAAGCAUUUCCAGAAUUCCCAUGCACACCCAUCAAGGUGGCGAAAGGAAUGAAACAUUUGAAAAAAUACAUCACUGUUGCGGGCCCUGAUAUACUUUGCGUCGGAGCAAGUAAAGAUGCUAAAGAACUGCUUAAAAGGAUGGAAAGAGAAGCCACAUUCUCAUAUCAGACUCUGACUGUCCCUGAAGAUGAAGCUGCUAAUUGUCUCUAUGUUAACGGAACACUUAUACAUAGGGCUAUUGAAGAAAUACCUGAAUCAUUCAAGGUAUUUUGCGAAAAGAUCGACUUCGCUAGACGUUCUAUCUGCUUCUCCGAAUUGUCUAAAGUGUCGUGCGGUCUCAGUUCGUGUUGCUUGUUGGUAAGGAAAUCUUAAGUGUUAACAACCUGAACAAAUACAUAAUAUACCUGGAUUCUGGAACAAAAUGGCACCGAAAUUUGUACACAAUUGCGUGAAAAAUGUCCACUCCAAUAUUUGUAUUUGCUUAUUCCAUGAGGGAAUUUUCCAAAUUGAUUUCCUUAAUUUUUCGUAAAUAGUUAAUGAUAGGAUAACAGCAAAGUACCAGCUGAUGUGUUCAAAGAUUUAGAAAUCAGACAUGCUUUCUGAUGGUUCAGUUUACAUUUUACAUUAUGAAAACUAAUUGAUAUUGUAUUAAUCAGUUCUGAAUUCGAAAAUUAGAAUCUCAGUACAAUUUACAAGUUU
Molecule: messenger RNA, 1281 nt
Organism: Hyposmocoma kahamanoa
Lineage: Eukaryota; Metazoa; Arthropoda; Insecta; Lepidoptera; Cosmopterigidae
Product: N(G),N(G)-dimethylarginine dimethylaminohydrolase 1
Exons: 6
Coding region: 157-954 (265 amino acids)
Biological process (GO): arginine metabolic process; positive regulation of nitric oxide biosynthetic process
Molecular function (GO): amino acid binding; dimethylargininase activity
Source: RefSeq, a predicted model, not a curated record